CAAGUAAAGACACCGGCAGCUAGGACAUGGCUGAGGGGUUUGCAGCUGGCUUGGGGGCAGCGGGCUCCACAGAAAAGUGAGGGCAAAGUCUCGGAAGUGAGCACUGGGAGAUCAACUUGUGGCUUUUAUGCAAGCUUGAGUCUCAAUUUCUUCUGAGACAGACCAACAGACUGAGACAAGUGCCCUAUCAGCUUCAGGGGACCAGCUUAGGCUACCGUCCCUUAAGAGUGCUAGAAUCCUCAGCACCAGUCCAGGGCUCCAGGAGAGGCCGUGGUCAUGGUGAAUGAGUAUCCCAACCUGGAAGAAAACGAUGGCACCCCUGAGCAGGAAUUUGUGCUCCAGGCAGAACCCAGCAUGUCUGCUCUCCCCAGUGUCUUUAUGUACCCCAGAAGUUCAACCCACUCCAGUACCUUGGCCCAAGGAGGUGGCUUGGCCAGCCCAAAUAGUUCAGUGCACCCCAGUAGCUCAGGACGCAAGGACUUCACAGUGAUCAAGGUGAGCAAGCGCCGUUGGAAAGUGGUCCUGUUAUUUAGCUGCUACUCAAUGUGCAAUCACUUCCAGUGGAUCCAGUAUGGCUCCAUUAGUAACAUCUUCAUGAACUUUUACGAAGUCAGUCCCUUUGCCAUUGACUGGCUGUCCAUGUGCUACAUGCUGACCUACAUCUUUCUACUACUGCCAGUGGCCUGGCUGCUGGAAAUAUUCGGCCUGCGCACUAUUGCCCUUGCUGGUUUUGCUCUCAACUGCCUGGGGGCCUGGGUGAAGUUGGGCAGCCUGCAGCCACAUCUCUUUGCAGUCACCAUACUGGGCCAGGUCAUCUGCUCUGUGGCUCAGGUCUUCAUCCUGGGCAUGCCCUCCCGCAUAGCUUCAGUCUGGUCUGGACCUAAUGAGGUUUCAAAUGCCUGCUCCAUAGCUGUCUUUGGCAAUCAGCUUGGAAUUGCAAUUGGGUUUUUUGUCCCUCCUAUUUUGGUACCCAAUAUCGAAGACAAGAACAAGCUUUCCCACCACAUCCGCCACAUGUUCUACCUAAUAGGAGGUUUUGCCACUCUUCUUUUUAUCCUUGUCAUCAUCAUAUUCAAGGAGAAGCCUAAAUAUCCCCCCAACAGGGCCCAGUCCCUGAGCUAUGCCUUGGCAUCCCAUGAUGCUUCAUACUUAAGUUCCAUUGCCUGGCUCUUCAAAAACCUCAACUUCAUACUGCUUGUCAUCACCUAUGGUCUGAAUGCUGGGGCUUUUUAUGCCUUGUCCACUCUGCUGAAUCGCAUGGCGAUCUUGCACUAUCUGGGGGAAGAAGUGAAUGCUGGAAGAAUUGGCCUGACCAUCAUCAUUUCAGGAAUGCUUGGGGCUGUGAUCUCAGGCAUUUGGCUGGAUAGGCUCAAAACCUACAAGGAGACAGUCCUGGUUGUCUAUAUCAUGACUCUGGUGGGCAUGGUGGUGUACACCAUGACCUUGAACCUGGGACAUCUGUGGAUAGUGUUCAUCACCGCUGGCACAAUGGGCUUCUUUAUGACUGGCCAUCUCCCGCUAGGAUUUGAGUUUGCUGUGGAGCUGACAUACCCAGAAUCAGAAGGCAUGUCAUCUGGCCUCCUAAACAUGUCUGCCCAGGUAUUUGGGAUCAUCUUCACCAUCUCCCAGGGACAGAUUAUCAGCAACUAUGGAACCAUGCAUGGGAACAUCUUUUUAUGUGUCUUUCUCACCCUUGGGACAGCCCUCAUUGCAUUCAUCAAGGCAGAUCUCCAGAGGCAAAGAGAAAACAAAGAAAAUCCUGAAAAUGAACUCCAGGAGGAGGAGGAGAGCAAUGCCAGCAAAGUACCCACCACUGUGUCUGAGGAGCAUCUCUGAGAGAAAAAGGUGGUUGCAACUCAGAACAAGGAGAACCCACCACCAACACCUUUUCAGUCAGCACAGCUGUUGCUGUCGCACAAAGGUCUUUGCAGGGGCAGCUUUAGCAAGGAACUGGCUGGAAUGUUUAUAGCUUGGACAGCAGUGUCCAUGCCUCCUGGAACCCACUCAAGAGCUUACAUGGUCUGGUUGGGGAAAAUUACACCUUUCACCAAAUGCAGAUUCCAUUCCCACUCCCUCCCCUUAUAAGUUCUGGGAGCUGGUGUUCGAAGAGGCUGGUGAGUAGUCGAGUCAGUCCUGGCUUGGUGCCUUGCCUUUUCUCCUCACCUCUGUCCCUCAUGGAGAAAGCCUGCCAAAUUAUCACAGAAAGAAAGCUUAUUCAGGAUAUUAACUUUUUCUAGUGUCUUAAGACCCUUAGAAGUCCAAAUUCUAAGGAGCAGCAGCUGCUCUAGAUGAUGGUCAUUCCUGGGUCAUCAGACUAACUGCUAAAAUUCUGUACAAGAGAAAGCUCCAUUGGAACAAACCCAAGGGCACUCUGGGCCUAAAUUUUCCUGCCCUAAUGUUGGGAUCUGUCUCCUAAUCCACUUUCCUAGGAGCUGAUCAAACCAAACAUCAAUAAACUUGAGAAAAACUUUGUUGUGGCCAUGAAGGAGAAACUGAUUUGGGAGAGGUAACCACCCAGGCAUGUGAGGGAGCUGGAGGCAAACUUCUGAGUGUGUUUGUGGAUGCCUGUAUUUGGGAACUCUGGUAGCUUGAUUUGAAUAGGAAGGUUCUUCUCUACAAAAGAAGUCUUUGCCCAGAGAUGCUGUGUGUGUUGCAGCCACUUCUGGUGCCUUCAUGUGGACACUGCCUUGAGAAACUAAGGGCUUGUUUUCUCUGGAGAGAGGGCAAUAACAGCCAACUUCCUGUGAUCUUUACUGAAAACAAACCUUGAUUUAUCCCACCCUGAGAAAUCCCAAAGCUGCUUCUGAGAUGACAGGAAAGAAGCAGAAGGAAAGGUGGCCCCUGAAGUGGGAAUUGAGUCUGCUUGAAUUAAAUAUAUCCCUCCUCUGGUGGGGACAGUAUUUGCAUACCCACUCCCCUCCAGCAAUAACCUUUUAUCAAAUGUUCUAACUUUAAAGGGAAUGCCUUUAAAUCAACCCAAGCUGACCUCCUCUCCUGCCCAACCUGCUGCCUGACUCCAUUCAUAGGCCUAGGCAGGAUCUCCUGAAAAUAAGGCAUUUUGGUCAUUUCUCUUGUACGUUGAACACCUAGCUGCAAGCAUGGCCACUGUGACAUUUUGCUGUGGCUACUGCCCUGGAUUCAGCGUAAGGAGACACCUGCACUGGCAACAGUGCUGUGGUGCUUGGGCCACUGCCAGAGGAGCCAGGUGUAUGUUUGUGUGUGUGUGUGUGUGUGUGUGUGUGUGUGUGUGUACAGACACUGUACUUCAUAAAAGAAGUUCAUUUCAGGUGGGGAAGUGAGUUAGGGGUGGAAGAGAGAUGGAGAUAAAGUGUACUUUACUUUUUUGACAAAGAGAAAGGUGUUUACUCUUCAGCCCUUUAAAAUACAGGGU
Molecule: messenger RNA, 3391 nt
Organism: Phyllostomus discolor (pale spear-nosed bat)
Lineage: Eukaryota; Metazoa; Chordata; Mammalia; Chiroptera; Phyllostomidae
Product: feline leukemia virus subgroup C receptor-related protein 2-like
Exons: 1
Coding region: 277-1836 (519 amino acids)
Biological process (GO): transmembrane transport; heme export
Cellular component (GO): membrane
Molecular function (GO): heme transmembrane transporter activity; heme binding
Source: RefSeq, a predicted model, not a curated record